Messenger RNA from Diuraphis noxia (Russian wheat aphid), 1448 nucleotides. RefSeq names its product UDP-sugar transporter UST74c fringe connection (gene frc). NCBI's taxonomy places the organism in Eukaryota, Metazoa, Arthropoda, Insecta, Hemiptera, Aphididae. The record is from RefSeq and is a predicted model, not a curated record.
AUCAUUAUAGUUGGAAAUAUAAAUAAAUUAGAAUAAACAGGAUUAAAAUUUAAGAAUUAAAAAUUCAGAUCAUUGCUAUUUGCUUCUCGGCUAAUAAUCGUCAGUGACCUAGUUUAUUAGACUAAAAAAUAUUGUAAAUUACACGAAAAUCAUGAACAAUUCAAUGACACUAUAAUAUUGAAAUAUUGAAUACACGGGCUGUCGGGUUACAAACACAAAUGACAUCAUAGGCCACAGCAAAUGAAGAUAAAAUAUCUUCAUUUUGCUAAGUGGACGAACGAAAACAUCAUAUGGCUUUUAUAAACGAUUUUGAUAUUUGUUUCACUACGCAAACAGUAUYCAAACUACCUAUUAAGAGUUUUUUCAAGAUGUGGUAGUCAAUGGGAGUUGCAGACAAUUAAAAAUGGUAGACUCAAACACUAAGGAUGAAGAAACCUUAGUUGAAGACUCUUCAAUAAUCACAUCAUUUACAAAGAUCAGUACUGCUCUUUUCUAUGCUGCUGCAUCCAUGUUGAUCACCGUAGUAAAUAAAUCCGUUUUAACCAGUUACGGGUUUCCAUCCUUCCAGUUUCUAGCCAUUUGCCAAAUGUUUAUGACAAUUUUUGUACUGUUUUCAGCCAAAAGUCUUGGAAAAUUAAAAUUUCCAGACUUAAAUAGGCACACGUUUAAAGAUACGUUUCCAAUGCCUCUGAUAUAUUUAGGUAACAUGGAGUUUGGUUUGGGUGGCACCAAAGAAUUAAGCUUGCCUAUGUUCACCAUGUUGAGACGUUUCUCUAUACUWAUAACCAUGUUGGGUGAAUACUAUUUGCUCAACAUUAAACCAAAGUUCUCUGUAAAGAUAUCGGUUGGUAUGAUGGUCUCUGGUGCUGUUAUUGCAGCAAGUAAUGACCUAGGAUUUAAUUUAAACGGAUACAUGUUUGUAUUGUUUAAUGAUUUCCUGACAGCAGCAAAUGGAGUAUUUACAAAGAAGAAAUUAAACUCCAAAAAAGAAAUGGGCAAAUAUGGACUUAUGUAUUACUCAUCAUUGUUCAUGAUACCACCAGCAUUAAUACUGUUGUAUUUUUCGGGUGAUCUAGAUAAAGUAUACAGAUUCAGUUAUUGGUUGCAUACACCGUUUUUAAUCCAAAUUUUCAUCUCAUCAAUAAUGGGCUUUAUAUUAAAUUAUAGCAUAAUGUUGUGUACUCAGUACAAUUCAGCUUUGACAACAACAAUCAUUGGAUGCCUUAAAAAUAUAUUUGUCACUUAUAUGGGUAUGUUUAUUGGUGGUGACUAUGUAUACACAUUGAAUAAUUUCAUUGGUAUCAAUAUUAGUGUUAUUGGUAGUCUAUUUUACACUUAUGUCACAUUCAGACCAUCUACACCAUCCCAAAUAAAGUCGCCAAGUAUUAAUGUAUAAAACUAUGAUUUUUAUAAUAUUGUCUGAAUUAAAUCAAAUUACAUUUUUUAAU